Messenger RNA from Fusarium musae, 1350 nucleotides. RefSeq names its product alpha-tubulin. Gene Ontology annotation, cellular component: nucleus; spindle; microtubule. Gene Ontology annotation, molecular function: structural constituent of cytoskeleton; GTP binding. NCBI's taxonomy places the organism in Eukaryota, Fungi, Ascomycota, Sordariomycetes, Hypocreales, Nectriaceae. Gene Ontology annotation, biological process: microtubule cytoskeleton organization; mitotic cell cycle; nuclear migration by microtubule mediated pushing forces. The transcript has 7 exons. The record is from RefSeq and is a predicted model, not a curated record. The coding region runs from base 1 to 1350 and encodes 449 amino acids.
AUGCGUGAGGUCAUUAGCAUCAACGUUGGUCAGGCUGGUUGCCAAAUCGCCAACUCCUGCUGGGAGCUUUACUGCCUCGAGCACGGUAUCCAGCCCGAUGGUUACCUCACAGAGGAGCGAAAGUCCCAAGACCCCGAUCAGGGUUUCAGCACUUUCUUUUCCGAGACUGGUCAGGGCAAGUAUGUCCCCCGCGCCAUCUACUGUGAUUUGGAGCCCAAUGUCGUCGACGAGGUCCGCACCGGUGCCUACCGCAACCUCUUCCACCCUGAGAUGAUGAUCACUGGCAAGGAGGAUGCCUCAAACAACUAUGCUCGUGGUCACUACACUGUUGGAAAGGAGCUCAUCGACGGCGUCCUCGACAAGAUUCGCCGUGUUGCCGAUAAUUGUGUUGGCCUUCAGGGCUUCCUCGUGUUCCACUCUUUCGGUGGUGGUACUGGCUCUGGUUUCGGUGCUCUCCUGAUGGAGCGCCUGUCGGUCGACUACGGCAAGAAGAGCAAGCUGGAGUUCUGUGUUUAUCCCGCGCCCCAGACUGCUACAUCCGUUGUCGAGCCAUACAACUCUAUCCUUACCACACACACCACCCUUGAGCACUCCGAUUGCUCUUUCAUGGUCGACAAUGAGGCCAUUUACGAUAUUUGCCGCCGAAACCUCGGCCUCGAGCGCCCUAACUACGAGAACCUCAACCGUCUUAUUGCUCAGGUCGUUUCUUCUAUUACUGCCUCUUUGCGAUUCGAUGGAUCCCUGAACGUCGACUUGAACGAAUUCCAGACCAACCUGGUUCCUUAUCCCAGAAUCCAUUUCCCUCUGGUCGCCUACGCCCCAGUCAUCUCCGCCGCUAAGGCUGCCCACGAAGCCAACUCCGUCCAAGAGAUGACAAUGUCUUGCUUCGAGCCUAACAACCAGAUGGUCAAGUGUGACCCCCGUCACGGCAAGUACAUGGCUACUUGUUUGCUGUACCGUGGUGACGUCGUUCCAAACGACGCCCAUGCUGCUGUCGCGACACUGAAGACCAAGCGAACUAUUCAGUUCGUCGAUUGGUGCCCCACUGGUUUCAAGCUUGGUAUCUGCUACCAGGCCCCCGAGAAUGUGCCUAACGGCGACCUCGCGAAGGUCAGCCGCGCUGUCUGCAUGCUCUCCAAUACUACCGCUAUCGCUGAGGCAUGGUCUUCACUUUCUCUCAAGUUCGAUCUCAUGCACUCCAAGCGUGCUUUCGUCCACUGGUACGUGGGUGAAGGUAUGGAGGAAGGCGAGUUCUCUGAGGCUCGUGAGGAUCUUGCUGCCCUGGAGCGCGAUUACGAGGAGGUCGCUACCGACUCCAUGGGUGAGGAGGAGCUCGAGGCUGAAUACUAA